GUGGCAGACCCUGAGGAGGACAAGCUAGUACAACUCAUCGGCCUCCUGCGGCUCUUCAAGGAUGACGAGGUGGUGCAGAAGUACCAUAUGCAGCUGGACAAGCUGCGCAAGGCCAGGCGCGCUGGCCCCCUGUCGGUGGACAUGGUCACAGACGAGGAGCAGCUGGGGCUGGCCAAGCAGUGCGUGGCUCGGGCUACCACCAGGCUGGACGAUACCACGAAUACCUACACCAAUGCCAUCCAGACGCUCGCCAGGCAGGUGGUCCCUCAGCAGCAGGCAGCCGAGCCAACGGCGCCGAAGAUCUUCACUCCUUCGCCUCUCGACGUCCCUGACGUCAGGUUCGACGACGGGCUUUUCGGGUUCGAAACAUUGGAGGAGCUGGAGGUAUGCGGGUUCAAGGAGCCUGACAAAGAGGAGGCAACAAGCAGAAAGCAGGCACUCCAGCAGGAGUACAAGGAGCUUGCCACCACGGCGUUCGGCCAGUUUGCCACGGAGGCGCGGGAACUCCACCGCCAGCGGAAGGCGGUUGAGGAACGCCUCCAGAAGAAACGCAAGACCGUGCCGGGCGAAGCAGCACCGAGCGGGCAGCCUGGCCCCGCGGCAGUCCCAGCCGCGGCCGCUGGCUCGUUUGCACCAGCAUCUGCCGCGGCCACUGCGCGGGCCGCAAGUCAGCCUCUCGGGGGCGCUAUCGAUGUCCUGGCGGAUGCCAGGACGAGCCGGCGGCUGCUAAGGGUGCUGGGCGCGGCGUGGGGCAGCCUGGCCAGCAGCAGCUUUGACGUUCAUUCUGGCGACGGUCCGCUCAUUUUGACGGCCAUUCCGUUGAGUGCUGUAAAAGAGGACCCACUAUAUCCAGCCGUUCGUGGCGCUGAUGAUGGGCAGUGUGACGGGGCAGAGGUUGGCAACGCCUUCGGCGAGCUCGCGCCUCGGGCCGCGGGGGGCAGGCGAGGGGCGAGUUCAACUUCGUGUAUGGCUGUGGGCAGCUGA
Messenger RNA from Prorocentrum cordatum, 984 nucleotides. The record is from the annotation of a GenBank genome assembly. NCBI's taxonomy places the organism in Eukaryota, Dinophyceae, Prorocentrales, Prorocentraceae.